Musca vetustissima is the source of this 2951-nucleotide messenger RNA. Its product is annotated as 116 kDa U5 small nuclear ribonucleoprotein component. The transcript has 6 exons. The coding region runs from base 11 to 2938 and encodes 975 amino acids. Gene Ontology annotation, molecular function: GTP binding; GTPase activity; U5 snRNA binding. Gene Ontology annotation, cellular component: U4/U6 x U5 tri-snRNP complex; cytosol; U2-type catalytic step 2 spliceosome. The record is from RefSeq and is a predicted model, not a curated record. Gene Ontology annotation, biological process: mRNA splicing, via spliceosome. NCBI's taxonomy places the organism in Eukaryota, Metazoa, Arthropoda, Insecta, Diptera, Muscidae.
AAGCACCACAAUGGAUUCAGAUUUGUAUGAUGAGUUUGGUAAUUACAUUGGUCCCGAUUUGGACAGUGACGACGAUGAUGACCAAAGUAUUUAUGGCCAGCAAGAUAAUCAGGAUGAACGUGAUGAUGAUGCCAUGGAAGAGGAAGAAGAUCAAAAUGAAGAUGAGGAUAAAGAAGUGACGGCAGUUGUUUUGCAUGAAGAUAAACGUUAUUAUCCCACCGCAGUGGAGGUAUAUGGUCCAGAUGUGGAGACCAUUGUCCAGGAGGAAGAUGCUCAACCAUUGGAUAAACCACUAAUAGAACCCGUCAAAAAGUUGAAAUUUCAAAUUAAAGAACAAGAAUUACCGGAGACCACCUACAAUAUGGAAUUUAUGGCUGAUUUAAUGGAUACACCGCCACUCAUUCGUAAUGUAGCGCUAAUUGGUCAUUUACAUCAUGGCAAGACGACAUUUGUCGAUUGUCUUAUACGUCAGACCCAUCCACAAUUUGAUUCGAAUGAGGAGCGUUCGCUGCGUUAUACUGAUACGCUAUUUACGGAACAAGAACGUGGUGUUAGUAUUAAAGCAACACCAGUGACAGUGGUCCUGCAGGAUGUCAAAACGAAAAGUUAUCUCAUGAAUAUAUUCGAUACACCCGGUCAUGUGAACUUUUCCGAUGAAAUUACUGCGGCAAUGCGUUUGUGUGAUGGUGUCGUCGUCUUUGUUGAUGCUGCUGAGGGUGUUAUGUUAAAUACUGAAAGGAUGCUAAAGCAUGCCGUGCAAGAGAAAAUGGCCAUAACUGUUUGCAUUAAUAAGAUUGAUCGUUUAAUUUUGGAAUUGAAAUUACCACCCCAAGAUGCAUAUUUCAAGUUGAAACACAUUGUCGAAGAAGUCAACAGUUUGUUGAGUACCUACGGCAAUGCCGAGGAGACACAAUUGGUGUCACCCGUUUUGGGUAAUGUCUGCUUUGCCAGUUCCCUUUAUGGUAUAUGUUUUACAUUGAAAUCGUUUGCGAAAUUAUAUGCUGACACCUACGAGGGUGUCAAUUAUGUGGAGUUCUCCAAGCGCCUAUGGGGUGAUAUGUAUUUCCAUAGUAAAUCACGUAAAUUUACCAAGAAACCACCACACAAUUCAGCACAACGUAGUUUUGUUGAAUUUAUUUUGGAACCAAUGUAUAAGUUAAUUGCCCAAGUUGUGGGUGAUGUUGAUUCCACCUUAUCGGAUACUUUAGCUGAAUUGAAUAUUCGUAUAACAAAGGAGGAAAUGAAAACGAAUAUAAGACCCCUCUUGCGUUUGGUUUGUAAUCGUUUUUUGGGCGAUUUUAGUGGUUUUGUAAGUAUGUGUGUCGAACAUAUACCAUCACCGUUGGAUAAUGCCAAACGCAAGGUGGAUCAUGUUUAUACUGGACCAAAGGAAGGUGAUAUGUAUCGUGAUAUGAUACAAUGUAAUCAAACGGGUUCCCUUCUGGUACACAGUGCCAAAAUGUAUCCUACCGAUGAUUGUACUUUCUUUCAGGUCAUGGCUCGUGUAAUUUCCGGUACUUUACAUGCCGGCCAAGAGGUACGAGUUCUUGGUGAAAAUUACACCCUGCAAGAUGAAGAAGAUUCACGUGUCUUACAAGUUGGACGCUUGUGGGUCUAUGAGGCUCGCUAUAAAGUAGAAUUGAAUCGUGUUCCAGCCGGUAAUUGGGUUCUCAUUGAGGGCAUUGAUCAAAGCAUCGUCAAAACCUCAACAAUUGUCGAUAUAAAUGCUGCCGAUGAUUUGUACAUUUUCCGCCCCUUGAAAUUUAAUACACAAAGUAUUAUAAAAAUUGCCGUUGAACCUGUAAAUCCCUCUGAAUUACCCAAAAUGUUAGAUGGCCUGCGAAAAGUCAACAAAUCAUAUCCUCUACUUUCAACCCGUGUCGAAGAAUCUGGCGAACAUGUUAUUUUGGGUACUGGCGAAUUAUAUCUGGAUUGCGUUAUGCACGAUUUGCGUAAAAUGUAUUCCGAAAUUGAUAUAAAAGUUGCCGAUCCAGUUGUGGCAUUCUGUGAAACAGUUGUUGAGACAAGUUCCCUGAAAUGUUUUGCCGAAACGCCGAAUAAGAAAAAUAAAAUCACCAUGAUUGCGGAGCCAUUAGAAAAGGGUUUGGCCGAGGACAUUGAGAAUGAGGUGGUCUCAAUUAAUUGGAAUAAAAAACGUAUUGGAGAAUUUUUCCAAGUUAAUUAUGAUUGGGAUUUGUUGGCGGCUCGUUCCAUUUGGGCAUUUGGUCCUGACUCAACUGGACCCAAUAUUUUAGUUGAUGACACGCUUCCAUCAGAAGUAGAUAAAACUCUGUUGACGUCCGUUAAAGAUUCCAUUGUACAAGGUUUCCAAUGGGGUACACGAGAAGGUCCAUUGUGUGAAGAGCCCAUACGUAAUGUGAAGUUUAAAAUUCUGGAUGCUGUCAUUGCUAAUGAGGCAUUACAUCGUGGUGGUGGCCAGGUUAUACCCACAGCUAGGAGAGUGGCAUAUUCGGCUUUCCUUAUGGCCACACCCAGAUUGAUGGAACCCUAUUUGUUUGUUGAAGUACAAGCUCCAGCUGAUUGUGUUUCUGCGGUAUACACUGUGUUGGCCAGAAGAAGAGGCCAUGUAACGCAAGAUGCUCCCGUCUCCGGUUCACCCCUCUACACAAUUAAAGCUUUCAUUCCCGCCAUUGAUUCCUUUGGUUUCGAAACAGAUUUACGUACCCAUACACAGGGUCAAGCAUUUUGUCUAUCAGUUUUCCAUCAUUGGCAAAUUGUUCCCGGCGAUCCAUUGGAUAAAUCAAUUGUUAUACGACCAUUGGAACCUCAACAGGCAUCCCACUUGGCCCGUGAAUUUAUGAUUAAAACCCGUAGACGUAAGGGCCUUUCAGAGGAUGUCUCGAUUAAUAAAUUCUUUGAUGAUCCUAUGUUAUUGGAGCUGGCUCGACAGGAUGUACUGCUUAAUUAUCCCCUAUAAUAUGGAAUAUAUU